Messenger RNA from Solanum stenotomum, 1268 nucleotides. RefSeq names its product peptide methionine sulfoxide reductase A5. The transcript is spliced from 5 exons. Gene Ontology annotation, cellular component: cytoplasm. Gene Ontology annotation, biological process: cellular response to oxidative stress. The record is from RefSeq and is a predicted model, not a curated record. Lineage: Eukaryota; Viridiplantae; Streptophyta; Magnoliopsida; Solanales; Solanaceae. Gene Ontology annotation, molecular function: peptide-methionine (S)-S-oxide reductase activity. Bases 165 to 923 code for a protein of 252 amino acids.
CUCUCUAAAGAGAGAUUGGAUGGUAUUUUAACAAAUCGGAAUUGAGAAAUUAUCGGACAAGCGGAGCUGGCAAUUCCAGCGAGAGCGAGUGAAACUAUUCCGCCUCGAAAAAUUUCGCCGGAAAGUGGGCGUAAUCGGCCGGCUUCCCCCCUGCAUGUGUACAGAUGAAAGUCGCUAAGAGCAACUACUUCUUUUCAUCUUUUUGCUUCAAUUUCCUUUUCACGAUCAUUCUGCUGGCAUUGAAUCCAGUUCUAAGCAUCCGAUUCCCAGAUCGGAUCCCGGAGGUUCCACAGGAUGCCUCUAAUCAGCCAUUACAAACUGCAGUUUUCUCUCUCGGAAGCUUCUGGAGAUCGGAAGCGUCAUUUGGCUGCUUAAACGGAAUCGUAAGAACCACCGUCGGUUAUUCUGGUGGUUCAAAAGCCAAUCCCGAGUACAGAAAUUUGGGCGACCACGCUGAAUCUGUACAGGUCGAGUAUGACCCCCGAGUACUUGGUUUCAGACAACUAUUGGAGGUCUUUUGGGCUAGCCAUGAUUCCAGGCAAGUCUUUGGGCAAGGUCCUGAUGUGGGUAACCAGUACAGGUCUAUUAUUUUCACAAGCGGCACUGAGGAAUCCAGAUUGGCUGCUGUUAGCAAAGAAAGAGAACAAUCAAAGUCAAAGAGCAGCGUUGUUAUCACUCAAAUUCAACAGCUUGAAGCUUUUUAUCCUGCAGAGCCUGAACAUCAGAAAUUUGAGCUCAAGCGGAACCCCUUCCUACUUCAAUUGAUGGGAAACUUGCCUGAGGAGGAGCUUGAGAGAUCAACACUGGCUACAAAACUAAAUGGCUAUGCAGCAGAGCUUUGUUCAUCAAGAAUCCAAAAGCGGAUUGAUGCAAAGAUCAAUGAUAUUAUCAAGAAAGGUUGGCCCAUUCUCAAAGAAGUUUAGUAAUGUCUCGCAGAUGACAGAAUACCUUCAUGCAAAUUCAUCCUACACUAAAGAUUCUGAAGUCUGAAUAGCGAGCAGAGACCUUUUUACAGAGAUUAAUCAAAAUUUGUUUGUACAAUCAGAAUAGGUUGAUUGGAGUAGACUGAGCAGAUACGUUUUUUGGCGGGGAUUAAUCAAAAUUUUUUGUACUAUCUGAAUGUUCUGUAUAGGUAAAUUGCACCAAAACUGAACAUUAUUGUGAUACAAGGCUGUGGGACCUUAAAAUCAUGUUGUUGUAGCACUUUAUAAUUCAUGUAUGCUUGGCUACCCCGUUUUCAUGUUGUAGUAAUUGCAAUUUGCAAAUAC